AAGGGCUAUUGUCAAAUGUCAAUAAACUGUAAACAAAAUCGGCAAACAAUUUCAGGAAUUGUGUUCCAUUUUUUUAAAUAAAAAAUGGAUCACAAUGCAUUCAAAACUACAUCAAUCACAAAAUUCGAUAUUAAAGGAAAAACUCUUUAUGUAAAAGUUCUUUGGAAGCAGAACCAAAAUGAUUUGUUCCACAUAAAGAUAUUUGACGGCGAUGUGACUUGGUCGGGAAGAUUUUCUAAUGAAUUUGCCAAAAAAUAUAGAGAACGCUUUGAAGAAACAGAAGAACAAUAUAAUAAACGAGUGAAGAAGUGUUUGAAGGGGUCUAUUCCAAGUGAAUUUACAUACGAUUUUUCUGUUAAUCAUGAGGAUAGCAAUUCCGCUACUUUUACUUGGAAAAAGAGGUUUCAAGACUCUAUGCAUGGUCUAGCGGUUCUCGUUCAUGGUUCUGUUCCUAUUCAUCAAGACCCAAGCCCAGAAUCUAAAGACGUACUACUAGACUUCUUAUUGGAAGAGAACAAAGAACUGAGGAGUACGAUCGACCGUCUACAUGGAAAGAAUGAAGCGAUCGUGACAGACCUACAUAAAUGCAAAACUGAAUUGGAAAAAUUUGUAGAUAUUAAAACCUCUUUGGAGACCAGCCUCUAUGGAAAGUUUGUGCAGUUAUUGAAUGCUAAAAAGAGGAGGAUACAAGUCUUGGAAGACAGCCUUCAUAAAUUUUCCGCGCCCAAAGCUGUGAUUGCUGAGCAAUGACAGUUUAAUUGAGCACCUUACUAAGAGCACGUGGAAACAAGUUUAUUCUGCUAGCCUAAACAGCAACAUGUGUGCUAUUAAUCCUGACUUACUUGUUCUACUCAGUAUCUUGUGUAUUUCUAUGCAUAUCUUCAUAUUAUUUGAUGAGUUGGACAAUAAAUGGUAAUGACCUAAUUUUUUUGACAAGAAAAUUAUAUUAAUGUAACCCAACCAAUCAAAAAAGAGAAAUUUAAAUAAAACAAAGACAUAGAUAAUAAUAAAUUAUAUAUUUUUGUAUAAAA
Molecule: messenger RNA, 1031 nt
Organism: Helicoverpa zea (corn earworm)
Lineage: Eukaryota; Metazoa; Arthropoda; Insecta; Lepidoptera; Noctuidae
Exons: 1
Coding region: 85-750 (221 amino acids)
Biological process (GO): positive regulation of ligase activity; DNA recombination; response to X-ray
Cellular component (GO): nucleus; DNA ligase IV complex; DNA-dependent protein kinase-DNA ligase 4 complex
Molecular function (GO): DNA binding
Source: RefSeq, a predicted model, not a curated record